CAUCACGAGACUGUACUUCAUAGACUCGUGCUUUUUUUAAAGGAAAAACGUCGGUGAAUUAGAUUAAAACUAUAGUCACUCAUCACUUUCAGAAUGUCUCCUAAAACGAACUGUUCUUCAAUCCCGACCCGGGAUCACUUCUUUGGGAUUUCUGAAGACGAGGGUACCUCCUUAACUUUUGACUCUGAAAGUUUGCCCUCCUCUCCGGUCACAUCGCCUUCCCCAUCUGAUCUGGCUGACAGUUUCGCCUCAGCGGACGAGACCUCCGGGGAAACAGCGGACGUGUAUGGUGGGGUUACCCAGGGACCCCAGCAGAAGACACACAAGGCGAAGAGGGGGCGCGCCAAGGCCAAGGGCGAAGGCGUGGUGACGAAACAGAAGAAGAAUCGCCGAGUGAAAGCGAAUGACAGAGAGAGGAACCGAAUGCACAGCCUGAAUUCUGCUUUAGACGCACUGAGGAGCGUCCUGCCCACCUUCCCGGACGAUGCCAAACUCACCAAGAUUGAAACUCUCAGGUUUGCCCACAACUACAUCUGGGCUCUCACUGAAACCCUGCAGAUGGCAGACCAGUGCUUGCUUCUUCCAGAGCACCAGCAAACCAGAGAAGCAUUCUUGCAAAUGCCCAGCGCGUGCACGAUGGAGCUCGGCAGUUCGCCCAGCGCCCACUCCUCAGAAUGGGACUCAUCGGCUUAUUCGCCCGCGUCCCAGGACACCGGCAGCCACAGCCCCGACGGGUCGAUGGAGGAAGCGUUUCCAUGCUACCUCCGAAACCCCAGCUGCAGCGCCAGUCUACACAGUAUCCACACCGUGCACAGCCCUGCCUUCCCAGCGUUUAAUUAGAACCAUGGCCACUCUUCUUCUCCGCAUCCACUUUCCUCUAUGAGUUAAUUUAUUAGAAACUCAGAAACAGAGUUCAAGAUAAAAUGUCAGCCUUAUCUUUGCCCAAAAUCUCAAGACACUUGUCCGAAGGGACGCUCUUUGAUAACGUCUUUACUCUGAUAGCUGUAUUGUGUGUUCGGACGUGUACUGUGCAUGUCUUGAGCAUGCAUGUGUUUUGAUGGGGUUUUUUUUUGCCAGUAAUGUCUUAUUGAUUAUCGUUCACUUUGCCUUAACUUUGUUGUUUUCUAUCUAAAUGCACUUUUAUAUGUCUUUGAUUGUUUUAAUAGCAUAGCUAUGACACAAAUGAAGAACAGAGCCGAGACUAAUAAUAUGUAGAUUGUUUUUGGUUUUGUAUUUGAUUUGAUUUUUUUUUAAUCGUUGAGAUUGUGGAAAGGUCUUGUGAAUGAAUAAUAUAGGUCUUCUGUGAGGAGCAACAAAUCGGUGGUCUCUUGUCAAUUUCUAGGGCAUUUUUGUACUUAAAAGGGGGUAAUUUAUGUAAAUCAUCGUUGUAUAUUUAUUAAAUAAUAUUUCAAUAUAAGUAUAUAUUUUCUAUAUAAGAUUAUUCUUUCACUGUCUGGGAUGGUUUUUCUAAAA
Molecule: messenger RNA, 1473 nt
Organism: Acipenser ruthenus (sterlet)
Lineage: Eukaryota; Metazoa; Chordata; Actinopteri; Acipenseriformes; Acipenseridae
Gene: neurog3
Product: neurogenin 3
Exons: 2
Coding region: 94-840 (248 amino acids)
Molecular function (GO): protein dimerization activity
Source: RefSeq, a predicted model, not a curated record